AAGUACGUUCGCUAUUCCACGAGUAUCACACCGUUUCUUUGUCGCUCUUAGAGUUUCUCGCUAAUCUCAGCGACCCCAAACACCAAAAAGAAUACGAAACAUUGCAGAAACUCGUAAAUAAUCGUAGCGAGUACAUUCAUACAGUAAUAAACGAAGCAAACGAGCGGAAAAAGGAACUUUUGCUUGAAAUUAACUCUGUCCACCAUUCCCGUAGUUCCCGCAGCUCCACAACGUCCUCCACUGCCGCUCGAGCUCUCGCAAGAGCUGAGGCUACAGCGGCACUAAAGAAGGUAGAAAUGCAAAAAUGGCGAUCAUUGCGAGAGUCCCAGUCUGCCAUGGAAAUACAACAACAAGAACUUGCCCUAGCCCAAAAGAAAAUGGAAGAGAAAUCCCGAAUGGAAAGUUUACUAUUAGAAGAAGCAGCAGCAGUCGCCGUUGCUAAAGCUCAGGCAAUAGAUAAAGAACUGAGCCUCGUAGAUCAUCGAGACCCUGAACACUUUGACCUACCCCAAGACGAUCCUGCGGAAAGGGUCCAAAACUAUAUAAAUUCACAACGCUUCGAAGAAUCUAACAUUGCCCAAGACCCUAGUCCCCCGGUUCCUAAUCAUGUCAUCGGUCCACAACUCCCACAGAAUGCCAACCACCCUAUACAAGAAGAACCACCCAACCGAAGACUAGACCCGACGACCAACUCGUUUAUCCCUCAACCUCACAAUUCUCGGACAGACUCUAGUACAAAUGCUAUAAGCUCUUACAUCCAAUUCAUGGCACGCAGAGAGCUCAUCGCUAAUAAGAUUCAGAGAUUUGACGAUAAUCCCACAAAUUUUUACGGUUGGAAAGAAUCCUUCAAGAAUAUGAUACGAGACAUUCACAUCUCCCCUAGCGAAGAGCUAUCACUCAUCAUAGAGUAUACCAGCAACGAAUCAAAGAAACUUGCUCAACGGCUUCGAAACGCAUAUAUCAACAAACCCACUGAAGGCGUGGAGAUACUAUGGCAAAAACUUAGCCAGCGGUUUGGUUCCAACGCGGUUAUAACUGAAGUACAUUUGAACAAACUGAAAGAUCUGCCGAAAAUCGGAUUUAGAGAUAACAAGAAACUCCAAGAACUCGGAGAUUUGCUCUUAGAAUUACAGUGUGCUAAGAACGACGGCGGAUACAGAGGCCUCAUAAUCCUCGACGAGCCCGCUUACAUUAAACCUGUCAUUGCGAAGCUCCCUGGCGAUAUCCAAAGCAGAUGGCAAAAGCACGCCUUUCGAUAUAAGAAACAACACGCCGAGGUGGACUAACCCCCAUUUUCCGAGUUCGUCACCUUCAUCCAGGAGUUGUCCCUCGAAAGAAACGAUCCUAACCUGAUCAUAGAGAUUCCCGAGAAGAAGAACACAGGUAUGCGAAACCCGAGCUGGCGACAAGAAAUUAGUGUAAAGAAAACUGAGAUCGAGGCCCAAGAUCGCAGAGUCGGACACGAUCGCCCACCUCGUAACCCUACGAACUGGUGCAUUGUCCACCACAAAGGGCACCCAUUAAGCAAGUGUAGAGCUUUCCAAGCCAAGCCACUCGAUGAAAGAACUACAAUACAAAGAAAGAACAGAGUAUGCUUUCGCUGUAUCGCAUCGUGCGAUCACCUUGCGAAGGACUGCAAGGCCAAGGUCGUGUGCACCGAAUGUGGGAGCAACAAACACCUCGCCGCACUACACGUUGACGGUGAGCAAAGGCACGGCGGGAGCAGGUAGCAAAUAAAGACCAAUCCGAUGAUGGCGCUAACCCUCGACAAAACCAGCACGCGGGAGAGAUUACAACCAAAUGCAACGAAAUAUGCGGGAAUUCCCCCGGUGGGAAAUCAUGCUCAAAAGUCUGCCUAGCCAACAUAUACGUCACCGGACAUCCAGAAACCAAAGUGAAGGCGUACGUGGUAAUCGAUGAUCAGAGUAACAGUUCUCUAGCAAAAUCCGAACUGCUCGAUCGCCUAAACGUUCACGGUCAAGCAACCUCGUAUUCGCUUAGAACAUGCGCCGGAACAACUCAGAUUCGAGGAAGAUGCAGCAAAGAUCUUGUCGUAGAGUCUGUGGACGGUAAUAAAAAUCAUCCGCUGUCGAACGUCAUCGAAUGUAACGCGAUUCCUGAUUCUAAAGAAGAGAUACCUUCGCCAGAGGUAGCCCGAGCUCACCCACAUCUACACGAAAUUGUUGACAAAAUACCAGAGAUCCGUGGCGACGUAGACAUCCUACUGCUCAUCGGUCGGAACGCCCCUCUACUUCACUUCAAGAGGUUCACGAAUCCUGUAACGGACCUAGAAACGCCCCUUGGGCCCAGCGUCUUGAUCUAGGAUGGGUCAUCAUCGGCAACGCUUGCCUGGACGGAGCUCACACACCGAAGCCUUCCUGCAACAAAACAAACGUUCUCGAAAGCGGCCGACCAUCAAUCUUUUCACCCUGCCCUAAUCGUUUCCACAUCAAAGAAUACACAUCCACCGUUUCUGCCGUCCCCUGCGACGAAAACAACGAUCAAAGGAAAGAGACAUUCGAAAACGGAAACUUUGACGAUGGCCUAGCAGCCAAAGUGUUCGCAAGCUCGAAGGACGACAACAAACCUGGUCCCUCCGUGGAAGACAGGAGAUUUGUCAACAUAAUGGAACAUCAAAUGGUCAAAAACGAAGCAGGGAACUGGGAGGCGCCACUUCCAUUUCGCAACCCGAUAUCAAGACUACCAGACAACCGCGAAGACACUCGUAAGCGUUUUAACUCCACAAGGCGGACUCUCGAAAGGAAACCGGAAAUGAAAAGAGACUAUUUUGAGUUUAUGCAAAAGCUCUUCGACAAUGGUCAUGCGGAGCCCGUUCCCGAGAGUGACAUAGCUUCGAAAGGACCACGGUGGUACCUUCCCCACUUCGGCGUGUAUCACCCCCGAAAGCCUGAUAAAAUACGGGUAGUCUUCGAUUCAGCAGCCGAAACCAACGGAGUGUCACUAAAUAAGCUACUUGACGAACAGUCUCGUAGGUAUUCUCUUGCGCUUUCGCUGCAACACCGUCGCGUUCAUGACGGACAUCGAACAAAUGUUCCACUCCUUUAUGGUUCGUCAAGACCAUCGAGAUUAUCUUCGCUUUUUCUGGCAUAAAGACAACAACCCCGAAGAAGAAGUGAUCGAAUACCGUAUGAAGGUGCACUUGUUCGGUAACACUUCCUCGCCAGCUAUUGCAACAUGCGCUCUUAGAAAGACAGCUCUCGUAGGAGAACCCAAGUACGGACCGGACGCAAGAGAGUUCGUAGAGAAAGACUUUUACGUAGACAACGGCCUAAAGUCCAUUCCCGAUCGCGAUGGAGCCGUCGACCUGUUAUGCAGAACCAAAACCAUGUUAGCCGACGCCAAUCUGCGCCUCCACAAAAUCGCGUCCAAAGACCCUACGGUAACACAGGCCUUUCCCAUCGAAGACCGAGCUUCCGACCUACGCAAUCUGGACCUUCACCGCGACGUAGUACCGAUUCAGCGCUCGUUGGGUGUAUUUUGGGACCUACAAGCAGACACCUUUACCUUUCAGGUCGUCGACGGAGCCAAACCCUUUACAAGACGUGGCGUUCUUUCUGUCACCAACAGCCUUUACGAUCCUCUCGGAAUCGCUGCCCCGGUCGUCAUCAAAGCCAAAAUCCUGCUGCGAGCUAUGACAACAAGCCUGAAACGCCACCCACUUGACGACUGGGACCAACCGCUCCCUGAGCAAUAUAAAGCAUCCUGGGAAGCUUGGUGCAAAUCCCUCUCAGACCUAACCGAAGUCAGAGUCCCACGUAACCUACGCAAGCGAGUCACUAUCUGAAGCAAGCCGUGUAGAAAUCCACACAUUUUGCGACGCCUCCACCGAAGCCAUUGCUGCUGUCUCAUACAUCAAAGUCGUCCUGAAAGACGGUCAAGCCCAAGUAUCAUUCGUGUUCGGCAAAGCUAAGCUGGCUCCGUCACACGCCACAACGAUUCCCCGUUUAGAGCUUUGUGCCGCAGUGCUCGGCGUAGAAAUUACGGUGCUGGUUAUCGAAGAGUUAGCAGUAAAACCACACUCCGUAACCUAUUACACGGACAGUAAAGUCACACUAGGAUACAUUCUUAGCGAAACGCGACGGUUCUACGUGUACGUCAGCAACCGCGUUCAAAGAAUACGAAGGUUGUCGUCGCCAGAUCAGUGGAGAUACGUGGCAACUGACCUCAACCCAGCAGAUCUAGCUGCUCGAUCGGUGAAAGCCUGCGACCUCAAAGACUCGUCUUGGUUGGCCGGCCCGAAGUUCCUCCAAAGCACAAGUUCCCUCGACGUUCCACCGGAGACCGAGACCUUCCAACCCCCGCAAGAAGACCCAGAACUUCGUCCCGAAAUCACAACCCUCGCCACGAACACAAAGCCCGGAGUUCAGAAAAACCUUGGAACUGAUCGCUUUCUACGCUUCUCGCGGUGA
Molecule: messenger RNA, 4430 nt
Organism: Paramuricea clavata
Lineage: Eukaryota; Metazoa; Cnidaria; Anthozoa; Malacalcyonacea; Plexauridae
Source: the annotation of a GenBank genome assembly